AAGCGGCGGUCUGUUGAAAGCGCGGCGGUGCAGGGUGGGCGCGCGUCCCCACUGCACUGGGGCCCCAUGGCCGCCCCUGGUGCCCUCUAGACUUAGUUGGGCCCAUAACUCUGCGGAUUUUCAAUGGCCAGCCAAUCGCCCAAGAGCCGUUCGCGGCGACGUUGUUGCUGAGCCCCAGCAACUUUCCCGCAAAGCAAAUAGCGACGGGCUUACGUAAGUCGGACAACCUGUUUGCAGUGGCCAGAUUUUGCAGCCCAGCAGCUUCCGCGAUGGCGAUCCAAGAGUCGUCGAUGGGCGCGCCGGGUGGUGCGAGUCGUGCCCGUGAAAGAGAGAGCGCGAGGCAUGCGCAAAAGAGCGGAAAGGCGAGCGCCACCCCAUUGAGGAGACGCACAGGGCGAAGGUGCUCGGGGGGCCGAAACCUUGGGCCUGCGCCUUCAAAAAAAGCCAAAAAAGAGGCGCCCGCCUUGCCCGGGCGCCUCUGGUUUCUUUGGGGCGGGGGCCUUCGCACUGGGCCGCAAAGCGGCAAGGCGCGGCGGCAGCGGGCAAGCCUUGGCGGGCGACGUUCAGUGUUGGGGGCCCGCCGCAGUUUCCGUGUUGCGCCCGGGCCGACGCCGUUACUGUUAGGCUGCUCGGCCCUGGCGCCAGCGUGUCCCGUCGCCCUUUCAAAAAAAACCCAACGUCCGAGAAGCUGCUGGCGUGGCCCUUCCUUCGUUUCCUCUAGCAAUCGAAGCCGCUGGCGCGCCCCAGCAGGCGCGCUCCGUGCGGUCAGCAAAUCGAACGAGCCAAAAUUUUGCUACGCCAGCCGCUGCCGCUUUCGCCGUCUGCCCCAUCCUGCCCCCGGCCCCGCCGGCCUGCAGUGUGUUCCGCGCGCUUUUCGCAGGUCCUUUGCCGGCACGCCCGCUCCGGCGCGCGUCAUAUAUUUGCGCGCCGAAGGCGUCGGCCGCCAAAGUUGGCGGCGCUGCCCUCAUUGCCCCAAGGAGGCCCGCCCUUUUUGCGCUGGAAGGCGGCGCCGCGUGGAUGCAUGGCGUGGGCGGCCGGCUUUGGGCCUGGGGGUCAUAAAUAGGCCGGCCCGGCCCCCCGAGGCGCGCAGCAAAUGCGGCCCCCCGUCUUCGUGCCCGGCCCGGGCACCGGGGUGAGUCGUUGUGCCCCCCUUCCCUUGGGCGGGCCCGGUGGUGUGGGUUCUCCGCCUUUGCACGCCCGCGCCGAUUGUCUCGCGCCCCACCGUGCAUCCGGGCGGCCGCGUCCGUGUCUCUGUUUGCUGGCGUGGUUCGACGUGUGCCUUCAGUGCGCGCAGCGACCAGCGAGCUCGUUUUCCGUGUUGAUCCGCCGCACGCCGGCGUCCGGUAACCCAGCAGUCUAGCACUCCUUUUUGGCCUAGAGGUGUUCGGUGCUCCAAGAU
Amoebophrya sp. A120 is the source of this 1399-nucleotide messenger RNA. NCBI's taxonomy places the organism in Eukaryota, Dinophyceae, Syndiniales, Amoebophryaceae. The record is from the annotation of a GenBank genome assembly.